ACAACCGUGAUGAGGACCAGGCAGGAGCACCGGUUUUUAAAGCUUGUUUUCUUUCAUCUUACUCUCAUUUAAUGUGAUGUAGUAUCUCUACAAAUAACAUCCAGAUAUCUAUUGGGAUCUUUUGAACUUCUCUAUGCUGGUAUAACGGUGUGGAUUCAGACCUCCGCCCUCUUUUGUGACAAGGAGGUUUUCUAGAUUUCAUACCUCAGUUUGUUCGUACAGUGUUCAAAGUAGUGCGGGCAGCACGAGAGUUCUCUGGAAGUACGCGAAUGAACUAGGAUGACACCGGAUACUUUUGGCUGCAAACAUUGAAGACAUCGGCUCUGCAUCACUGUUGGCUUUAACAAAUAAAAAUGUAUCAUAACCAGGAGGAGGGUACGGUACAUUCCGUCAAUGCGGAGCACGGGACGGCGCACCACAGUGACACCAACAGCCUGGGAAACAGCUCGGGCAGCGGCUCCACUGACCUCCAGCCGCCUGCUUACUCCAAACUGGAGUUCAGCAGGCAUGCAGUGACAGAUGACUAUAAAAUCACAGCUCAGGUUCUUGGCCUGGGCAUCAAUGGAAAAGUGCUGGAAUGUUAUUGCAAGAAAACGGGAGAGAAAUGUGCCCUCAAGAUCCUGUAUGAUACUCCUAAAGCCAGACGGGAGGUUGAGCUGCACUGGCGAGUUUCCGGAGGUCCCCACAUCGUCCGAAUACUGAGCCUGUAUGAGAACAUGCACAAGGGGAAGAAAUGUCUCCUCAUCAUAAUGGAGUGUAUGGAGGGAGGGGAGCUGUUCAAUCGCAUUCAGGCCAGAGGGGACCAGGCUUUUACAGAGAGAGAGGCGUCAGAGAUAAUGCAUGACAUCGGCACAGCCAUAGAGUACCUCCACCACAUGGACAUCGCUCACAGGGAUGUGAAGCCUGAAAACCUGCUCUAUACCACCAAGGAGUGUAACGCCUCACUGAGGCUGACUGACUUUGGCUUUGCUAAGGAGACGACACUGCAAAACUCCCUCCAAACUCCCUGUUACACUCCAUAUUAUGUUGCCCCAGAAGUGCUUGGGCCAGAGAAAUAUGACAAAUCAUGUGACAUGUGGUCUCUGGGCGUAAUCAUGUACAUUCUCCUGUGUGGGUUUCCGCCGUUCUACUCAAACACAGGUCAGGCCAUCUCUCCAGGCAUGAAGCAGAGGAUCAGGUUGGGCCAGUAUGAGUUCCCCAACCCUGAGUGGGCUGACGUUUCGGAGGAAGCAAAGCAGCUCAUCAUUCAAUUACUGAAGACGGACCCCAAUGAGAGGAUGACCAUCGGACAGUUCAUGAACCACCCCUGGAUUAGUCAAUCAAUGGUGGUCCCUCCAACCCCCCUCCACACUUCUCGUGUUUUGACAGAGGACAAGGAGCUGUGGGACGAUGUGAAGGAGGAAAUGACCAGCGCCCUGGCAACAAUGCGUGUCGACUACGACCAGGUUAAGAUCAAAGACCUGGACACGUCAAACAACCCUCUGCUCAAUAAGAGACGUAAGAGGCCUGUUCCUGGAGGAGCUGACAGAGGAAGUGACGAUGGUGGAGGAAAUGAGGUGUAUAAUAGCAACAGAGAAGUUACAUUUUCUGAAGAGCAGGGGGAAAUGAUUAUUGGACAAAAGUAGUAUAAAGCCAUGGAAGCCAGAGGGAGCAGUUUUCACACCAACAUAUCACGAUUGUAUUUUACCUACCUUUUCUCCUUCAUUGGAUCACUGCACUCAAUAGUCUAACUAAUGUCAUUUAUUGUCUUUGUUACCACUCUUAACGUAAAAAAUAAAAACA
Anoplopoma fimbria (sablefish) is the source of this 1782-nucleotide messenger RNA. RefSeq names its product MAP kinase-activated protein kinase 2-like. Gene Ontology annotation, biological process: protein autophosphorylation; toll-like receptor signaling pathway; intracellular signal transduction. The transcript is spliced from 10 exons. The record is from RefSeq and is a predicted model, not a curated record. Lineage: Eukaryota; Metazoa; Chordata; Actinopteri; Perciformes; Anoplopomatidae. Gene Ontology annotation, cellular component: cytoplasm; nucleus. The coding region runs from base 354 to 1625 and encodes 423 amino acids. Gene Ontology annotation, molecular function: calmodulin binding; calcium-dependent protein serine/threonine kinase activity; mitogen-activated protein kinase binding.